This is a messenger RNA of Closterium sp. Naga37s-1, 2169 nucleotides long. The record is from the annotation of a GenBank genome assembly. NCBI's taxonomy places the organism in Eukaryota, Viridiplantae, Streptophyta, Zygnematophyceae, Desmidiales, Closteriaceae.
AUGCGAGUCGUGGCGAGUCGACCGAGUUCAACAUCCUGUCGCGUCGCGAUAGCGGAGGCGGGGGAAGGGAGCGGGAAAGAGGCGGGGAGGGAGGUGGAGAAGGAGGAACGAACAGCGGGGAGAUUGAGAGUCGCCGUGAUAUGCGGAGGGCCGUCUGAGGAGCGCGGGAUUUCGCUUAACUCGGCGCGGUCCGUGGUGGAUCACCUCGAGGCGCGUGACGUGGAGAUUAAGACGUACUAUGUAGACCCGUUCCAGAGGGUCUUCGCCAUUCCGACCACCCAGAUGUAUUCCAACACGCCUGCCGAUUUCGACUUCAAGCUUCGCAGCAUGGCAUCGCCCUUCCCCUCCCUGCCUGCCUUUGCUGCGCACCUGUCACAUGCAGUUGACAUUGUGUUUCCGGUCAUCCAUGGGAAAUUCGGGGAGGACGGGGGCAUACAGGCCCUCCUGGAGCAGCAUGGCAUUCCCUUUGUCGGCACCUCAGCUGCUGCUGCCCGCAAUGCCUUUGACAAGUACGCAUGUGCACAGCACAUGAAGCGCUGCGGCUUCCCCACGCUCCCGUCGUUUCUCAUCCAGGCUGGUGUGAACGACAACAACGGUGACGUGGCGCUUGCUGAUUGGUUCACCUCCAACGGACUCUCACCAGACAGCAGCUCUGUUGUGGUGAAGCCAGCUCGAGCCGGGUCGAGCGUCGGUGUCUCUGUGUGUUCCGGUGCGAAGGAAGCUUCCCAGAAGGCUCGGGAACUGAUAUCUGAGGGUGUGGACGAUCGAGUGGUGGUAGAGGUGUUUGCAGCAGGGGGCAAGGAAUUUACCGCCAUUGUGCUGGAGGCAGAAGCAGCAGCAGAUGGGGCUGGGGGUGAGGAUGGGAGCGACGGCACCCGGCGGCGCGCAGUGUGCCUGAUUCCCACGCAGGUGGAGUUGACAGGCUUUGCUGCUGCUCCUGCCACCACAGCAGCAGCAGAAUCUGACGGCGCUGAUUCUGACAGUGACUGCAGUGGAGAUAUCUUCGACUAUCGACGGAAAUACCUUCCCACGCAGCAGGUUCUCUACUCCACGCCGCCUCGCUUCCCCCCCGCCAUCCUCUCCUCCCUCCGCGCCUCAGCCACUCGCCUCUUCUCCUCCCUCUCCCUCCGAGACUGCGCUAGGCUGGACGGAUGGUUCCUCCCUCCUUCCUCCCCGGCUUACUCCCGCGUGCUGUCUGGGCUAAGAGCUAGUAGCAAGUUAAGAGGUGGCGGAAAGGAGGUCAACGAGGGGGGGGAUAAAGAGGCGGCUUAUAACGAGGACAGCAAGCAGGGGGAGGGGGAGUGGGAGGAGGAGUAUAAGGAGGGGAUUGUGGUGUUCUCGGAUGUGAAUAUCGUCAGCGGCAUGGAGCAGACUUCGUUUCUCUUCCAGCAGGCUGCACUGACGUCACAGUUCCAGGACAGUGGGCAGUGGGAGGAGUGGGAGGAGGAGUAUAAGGAGGGGAUAGUAGUGUUCUCAGAUGCGAAUAUUGUUAGCGGAAUGGAGCAGAAUUCCUUUCUCUUCCAGCAGGCUGCGUUGACGUCACAGUUCCAGGACAGUGGGCAGUGGGAGGAGUGGGAGGAGGAGUAUAAGGAGGGGAUAGUGGUGUUCUCGGAUGUCAAUAUUGUUAGCGGGAUGGAGCAGACUUCGUUCCUUUUCCAGCAGGCUGCAUUGGUGGGUCCUCUCAUCAGCCUGCUCCAGAAGCAACCUUCCCCUCCCCAUUGUGGUCCGAGUCAACUCAAACCACACUCGUCCCUCUCUUGCCUCUCCUUCCCUCGCUCCCCACAGGUGGGCCUCUCCCACUCGCUGAUCUUGAGGUGGAUCCUCGCAUCAGCCUGCUCCAGAUACGACCUUCCCCUCCCUCUCCACCCCCCUCCGGCCUCUCCUGGCGUCAAGAGAAUGCUCAAAAGUGACUCAAGUAUAACGGGAGAGGAGGGAGGUGGAGGGGAGGCAGGUGUGUCUGGAGGGAGGCGGCAGCUGGUGUGGGUGCUAUUCGGGGGAAGCACAGCCGAGCGCCAGGUGUCUCUUAUCAGCGGCACCAACGUGUGGCUCAAGCUGAGGGCGUGCCCGCAGCAGCUGGUGUGGGUGUUAUUUGGGGGCAGCACAGCGGAGCGCCAGGUGUCUCUGAUCAGCGGAACCAACGUGUGGCUCAAGCUCAGGGCGUGCCCGCAG